UAGCAUGGAGAAUAUGUCUCGUAGUCAUAAUGUGGAAUUACAAGCAGUUCCGGAAAGUCGCUCAGAAAAUAUAAUGACAAUUUUUAAAAAAUUUUGUAAUACCAUUGGAAUGACGAUCGAUGAUACUCAAAUAACCGCUUGUCGUAGAGUUGCUAAGAUGAACGAGAAGUCUAAACGUCCCAGGAAUAUAUUAGAGACCCUAUCUUCCCCUCGGCUGCGUGAUACAAUUUUAUCUCUGACACGACGUUUCAACAAAUCUGCAAAGGAUCCCAGUAAUAUGCUAAAUAGUUCACAUCUUGGUCUCGCUGCAUCAUCAGCAACAAGAAUUUACGUCACUGAACAUAUUUCACCGCAGUGCAAGUUUCUUUAUGCAGAGACCAGAAAAGUGGCAAAAGAAAAGAAGUAUGAUUUUGUUUGAGUAAAAUUCGGUCGUAUUUUUGUUAGAAAGAAUGAGGAAUCAAGUUCAAUUCAAAUUAAAACAAUAAACUGUCUAAAUAAACUCAAGCAAUGACACUUGUUUACCUCAUUAUUUAAAUA
Messenger RNA from Diatraea saccharalis (sugarcane borer), 537 nucleotides. Lineage: Eukaryota; Metazoa; Arthropoda; Insecta; Lepidoptera; Crambidae. The record is from the annotation of a GenBank genome assembly.